Cylindrotheca closterium is the source of this 1215-nucleotide messenger RNA. NCBI's taxonomy places the organism in Eukaryota, Bacillariophyta, Bacillariophyceae, Bacillariales, Bacillariaceae. The record is from the annotation of a GenBank genome assembly.
AUGGCGGGGAGUACGAAAAAACAGAAAGGAAAUCUUCGUAACCGCAAGAGAAACGAAAAGGAGAGUAAAACCAAAGAUGCCGGUCCUCCUGAGGAGAACAACAACAAGACAGUAGAGGAGGAUGAUCAGUCGCUAGAGAGCAACCAAACCAUUUGGGAAACCAUUCGUCGCCAUCCCCUCUUUUGGGGAUUUGUUUUACUUGGUAUCCCAUAUGGUUCAUACCUAAUUUUCAGAUGGGUUGUCUUGCAGCACCCUUUUUUGUCUAGCAUGAGGCCUCCCGUCGCGCUAUCGGAUGAACGACAAGUAUUGAUUCUUGGAAGCAUGUCGUCUGGAACAUCAAGCAUUGCAGCUGAUUUGAGAGGCCAUCAGAUUCUGGAAGUGGGUCAUGAAGACACAGACGCCACGUGGAAGUUUGUCCGUGACGGAACGGUCAGUUGGUUUCAUGGCAUUCGAUUCAUAUCCACAACGGAUGACGCCGACAAGGUUAUCAGGAUUGCAAAAACUUGCGCGGUAUCAUGGCUAAUUACAUCCAAGUCAAUAUCUGGUAACCAUGGUUUUGGUCCAACUCUAUUUGGAAACCCGGAAUACGAGUGCUCCUUUUGGAAUCCAUAUUUCAGAAAGUGCUACCUGUCAUCAUGUCACAAGGCAUUGCUUCGUGAAUUUGGAUGCGCUCUCGAGCCAGAGGGUUGCCAGACUCCCUAUAAAAAAACCUUGCUGCAAACCAGAGAACCCUGGAAAAUUAUCACUUCGCUUUCGGCAAAGUACUGUUACAAGAAUGGAAAGAUUGAUGACUCGGCCUAUCCCGAAACGCUUCAGCGCCUUCUGUCAUCAGUGGGCUGGGUGAGUGCCAAUGAUCCGCCUCUUUCAUGUCCUACUCAAAUGAUGGAGUACGUUGUGAGCUACUACAGCACUAUCUUAGAGGCUAGUAAGUCCAUAGAUAUCACAGUGUAUCCGAUUGAAAAUGCUAGCCUUUGCGAUGUCGCAAGGAUGGCAGGGUUAGAUUCACCGGAAACUACGAUUUGGCAAGACAAUCACCACAAGUACCAGUCUAUGUGUAAUGGAGAGGAUAUUGAAGGGACGGAGACUACUCCGCGAGCCAAGUCAAAUGAGAUUAACAAAGGACGAGUCUCAAAAGAAGACCUACAACCGUACGCAACACCUGCUCUGUUGAAGCAGAUUGACAAACUGCACUCGAAACUUGGAUACGCGAGUUGA